AGCAGAGACUCAAAUUGUCAGUGGGUACUUAGUGUUGCCAUUGUGUUUUUGGAUAAGCCGGUGGUGCAGCACACAGGCUGCUGUCACGCGUGUGUGUGUGUGUGUGUGUGUUAUCAUCAGGUUUGGACGCUAAAAAACUGAAUCACUAUGUCGCUGCCUCCCUGUUGAUUUGUGUCACCAUGAGCGCGAAAAACAAGUCGUCGGAGAAAAGGAAUGGCCCCAAAAGUAAGCUGGAUAAGCUGUUAAAGGAGAGAAAAGGCUCAUUCCCGCUGCUGAUCAAGACGUCACGACCGGAGGCUUUCCCUCACCCCCACCGACUCCCAGCAGAGGGAAACCGGCUCGGAACGAACCGACCCUGCUCACAGAAGUUUGGCCCUGCUGGAGGGACUUUGCCUCAGCUCGAGCCACCGGUGGUCCAGGUGGUGGUCAGCAAUGCCAAAAACCAGCACCAGCAGUCGGACAACAUCCUGCCCCAGAUCGCCAACAAAGGGGGCCAGAACAACUUUCAGAUGCACUCGGACGAGAAGCCGAAGCCCACCCAGCAGUUCAACAUGCGGUUCGGUGCAGGGAUGGAUAAAGUGUCGGCCUCUCGCAACAGCAAGAUUUUCAGCAACAAGGUGGAGAAAGAGAAGGCAUACGAGGGACAGAGAUUACCCAUGUCACCCACAGAGGCACUGAAGAACUUCCAGGACCGGCUGACGGUGUUUGAGCAGGAGGAGAUCAUGGACUACGCAGAGAUCUGGUUCCUCGGUCUGGGCUCUCAGAAGAUCGAGGGAUCCCAAGGAACGCCGCAAAACUCUGGAUAUGACGACGAGCACGGAAGCUACGUCAGGGUGCUGCACGACCACAUUGGCUACAGGUUCGAAGUGCUUGAAGUGAUCGGGAAAGGCUCCUUUGGGCAGGUCCUAAAAUGUCUCGACCACAAAACCAACGAACUCGUAGCCAUCAAGAUGAUACGCAAUAAGAAAAGGUUUCACCACCAAGCUCUGGUCGAGCUGAAGAUCCUGGAUGUAAUAAAGCGGAAAGACAAAGACAACCUGCACAACGUCAUCCACAUGAAGGAGUACUUCUACUUCCGAAACCACCUUUGCAUCUCCUUUGAGCUCCUCGGGGUCAACUUGUACGAGCUCAUCAAAAAAAACAACUUUCAGGGCUUCAGUCUCGCUCUCAUCCGUCGCUUCGCCCACGCUCUCCUCAGGUGCCUGCAGAUGCUGCACAGGGAGAAGAUUAUCCACUGUGACCUCAAACCGGAGAACAUCCUGUUGUCUCAGAGGGGGCCGGGGAACAUCAAGGUCGUGGACUUUGGGUCAAGCUGUUACGAACAACAAAGGGUGUACACCUACAUCCAGAGCCGCUUCUACCGCUCCCCGGAGGUGAUCCUGGGUCACCCCUACAGCAUGGCCAUUGACAUGUGGAGCCUGGGCUGCAUCCUCGCUGAGCUCUACACCGGCUAUCCUCUUUUUCCAGGAGAGAGCGAAGUGGAGCAGAUAGCUUGCAUAAUGGAGGUUCUUGGAAUGCCUCCAAACGAUUUUGUCCAGUCAGCAUCAAGGAGGAGGUUGUUCUUCGACUCCAAAGGAAACCCGAGGAACAUCACUAACAGCAAAGGGAAGAAGCGGAGGCCCAACUCGAAGGAGCUGCCGGCCGCUUUGAAAUCGAAUGACGCUUUAUUCUUAGACUUCAUCAAAGGCUGCCUCACUUGGGAUCCAACCAAGCGGAUGACUCCUGACGAGGGGUUGCAGCAUGAGUGGAUCCUGGAGGGGAACUUCAACAAAGUGCGGCCGAGAACCAGGCCCGUUGUGAAGAAGGCCUCGGACAGUUCGACCAACACAGACAGACAAAUUAUUAGCAAGCCUGAGAGGGUCAGCUCAGAGACGAACACCAACGACAAGCUGAAGAGAGACGUCUCCGAAUCAGGAACAAAGACGGCACCUGCCGAGCGCCUGCGGCCCAUUGGGGCGUCAGCAGAGGAGGAGGUGUGUGAGGGCGAUGGCAAGCUCUCCACGGAAACCAUACAGCAAGGAGGUGGCGUAAGGCCCGUUCACAUCAUUAUCAAACCUCAAGAGGAAGUGGGCACGGAGAGAAAAGACAGCCAGGAACCAUCUCAGUGUUUGCCACCUAUCAUGUAACAGCCCGAGCGAAAUGCGCUGCGUUUGUGACAAGUGGGAACUGGGGACACUCGGACUCAGGGUCCCACUCCCCCACCCGACUGGCUGAGUUGCUGCAGUGCAAGUAAAAGGACAAGCUGCAAGGAAGAUGGAUUUUUUUUGGACCCUGAGCACACAAAAAAAAAUUAAAAGAUCCUUCGAGCUGUUGUAGUCAACAUGAUGUCAUCUGAUAGAGAAGUCAGAGUUCCUGAGUUUCCGGUGGAAAGCAGCUCAAGACGACAUCACCUACCAGUUCCCACGUGCCAUGAACAAAACACUGAUGUGUGGUGGGGACACACCCAUCAUACAUCUUUUAUUUAUUGUUUUAGGUACGCAGUCAUAGUGUAUUAUUUUUAUUCUGUGAAACUUUGAGUUUGUGUGACAGUGAGGUCAAUCAACCAGUUGUUAAUUUUAUUUUUAUUUUUUACAUAAAGAAGUUAAGAUGCUGUUGCAGGCAGGCGUUUGGUUCAAAUGUGUCACUGUGGAGACAUCACUCUAAGCUAAGUCUGCCAUAUAAAAAUGUUACGUUUGGAUCAAAUGGUUAAAAUUCUAAUUCAUUCUACAGAAAAAAAAACUCAUUGCUGCACAAUCUUUGCUGCGCAUUGACGUAUCAGUUAAAAAACAAUGUCGCUGACUGUUUUUUUUUUAAGUGCGUGGGUAGAAAAUCUGAAGGAUGAUUUGGAGGAUUGUUUGCAAUAAAGGCUGAGCCAAAAAAAUAUCUUCUUUUUUAAAAUUGUGUUGACAAAGAAAUAAUUGUCAUGUACUUUGUAAUUGUUGAUUGUGAGAAUGAUUACCUAUUGAUUAUUAAUUGUUCUUAUUUAUUAUGGAAUAUAUUUGAUCCUUUGUUGAAUAUUUGUGCAAAAAUUUAAUUGAUAAUCAUAAAACAUGUAUUUGUAAUAGAAUUGAUUGUAUAUAUUUCUGCUGUCAUUUCUUAUAUUUGUGUAAUACAGGACUUAUUUUGAGAAAAUAUUGAAGAUAUUUGUUGAGGUUUUAGACAAGGUUUUACUUGUUGUGUUGUGACUGUAUGAAAAUAUUUUUGUUGUUAUUCAUUAUAUUUUUUACAUUAGAAACAAAAUGACAAUCCUACUAUUGAUAGUUUGUGCCUUGCAGUAUUAGAAAUCUUGCACUUUACUAUUGUGUGCGUGAACAGCUGGAUUAGAAACGAUUAUAUUCGGACGGACAAGAGUUCAGACGACCUCGCCAAGGUCCCUCUUAUUUGACAAAAGUAUGUCUCUGCUAAUGUUACAGGACAUUCAUCAUCUUUUUACACCUUAUUUAUGUUUUUAGUAGCCAACAGAGAUCAAACUUAAAUUGAAGAUAGACCCGUUCCCUUUUUAUCUAUUAGCUAAGCAAGCAGCGAUCCCGAAGAGGAUGGACUGCAGCUGGGAAAAAAGUCAAGAAAAGUAACUUUUUAUGUCUUUUAUGUUUAAUAAAAAGCUGUUUCAAAGAAAA
Molecule: messenger RNA, 3596 nt
Organism: Scophthalmus maximus (turbot)
Lineage: Eukaryota; Metazoa; Chordata; Actinopteri; Pleuronectiformes; Scophthalmidae
Gene: dyrk4
Product: dual-specificity tyrosine-(Y)-phosphorylation regulated kinase 4
Exons: 15
Coding region: 180-2126 (648 amino acids)
Biological process (GO): peptidyl-serine phosphorylation; peptidyl-threonine phosphorylation
Cellular component (GO): nucleus
Molecular function (GO): ATP binding; protein serine/threonine kinase activity; protein serine/threonine/tyrosine kinase activity
Source: RefSeq, a predicted model, not a curated record